AUGCUUUUCUACUUUGGCGCCUUCAUUGCUCAGGGAAUUAUCCAUUUCCUUAUCAAAAGCAACAAACCAGCAGAAGGCUUUUCCCUUGGUAAAUUUAAAGGCAUCAGCGUAUUUCAGUCAAUUGCACUUUUGAGUCUCGGAUUUACACUUCCAUUAUGUUCACUUCCAAUUCUUGAUAAGUUCAAUCAAGAAUUGAAACCUAGAAGAAUUGCUCUUGCAAUAACAACAACACUUGCUUUCAUAAUCGUUGUGGUACCAAGCUGCUUAGGAUAUGUAAUGUUUGGAGACCAAACAAAGCAGGUUAUUUUGCAAAACUUUACAGAUAAUAAAUUAUUUAUUGGAGUUGGUGCAUCGUUCUUUGUUGCUGUUACAUUUUCUUAUCCAUGCCUUAACAGACAAAUUCUUUCUUCAUGGUCAACUAUCAUUUAUAGCGAAGGUGAUCCAUUCAAACUUGAUAAGUGCAAAUAUGCAGCUGUUCAAUUCAUUUCCCAUGUUUUUCCAGUUGCAUUUGGAAUGGUUGUUCCAAAUUCAGGUCCAAUUCUCCAAAUAUGUGGAGCUAUUGGAGGUUGCAUUGUAGAUUUCUCAAUUCCUGCUCUCCUUUGGCUUGUUUACAGAAAGCCUGGCUGGAAGAGCUGGGAUCUCUAUGGAUGCAUCUUGCUGUUCUUAUUUGGCUUAGUUUCUUGUGGUAUUAGUUUAUACUUUGGUAUAACUGAUCUAAUUUUACAAGUCAAGGAGACUCCAAAGUGA
Molecule: messenger RNA, 747 nt
Organism: Trichomonas vaginalis G3
Lineage: Eukaryota; Parabasalia; Trichomonadida; Trichomonadidae
Product: amino acid transmembrane transporter protein
Exons: 1
Coding region: 1-747 (248 amino acids)
Biological process (GO): amino acid transmembrane transport
Molecular function (GO): amino acid transmembrane transporter activity
Source: RefSeq, a predicted model, not a curated record